CCAUACAGCCUUUGCCGCCAAGUUUUUGAGUAGGUAUCCAUGACUUGCAGCCAGUUUAUUUCUGUUCCAUUCUCACAGUAUUAGUGCAAACAAAGCAACAGCAUUUUACUCUGGUGGCACUUUGAAAUACUAACAAAGUUAAUUCCCAUUUGUCCAGGCUUCACUUAUCCAGAUAAGAAACAUGGGGACAGAUUUCAGUCCAUGCAGUUUGCCUUCGUUUAUAAUAAUAAUACUUUAUUUAAAGUGGUGCCUACAAACGACAGAUUUAUCCAGGGUUCCGUUUACAGAUCUGGACAAAAAUUUCCAGGAACCUGUGUUGAGUCCGAGACAAUGUGCAACCUAGAUUUCGUCAAGAAGGGGCGGCAACCUUGAGGAAGUUUUCCCUCUCUCACUGUACCGAUGCACUGCACAUUGACCAGUCCAGUGUGCUGCAGAUGAUUCAUGGAGUGAUGAAAACUGUUCACUUGCAGAGCUGUGUUCUCUAACGCGGAAACUAAACUUGACAGCUGUGGACAGCACAAUCGUUCUGGAGUAUGUCAACAUUGACUUGCAUGAUGACAACAGCACCAUGAUUAGGGAUGAAGAUAUUAUUAACAUUGUCACUUACACUGAUGACCAGCAUGUAUUCAAUGACAGUGAGUAACGCGGUGUCAUGACCCUUGAGAGCGUGUGAAGUGCAUGGAAAACGGCCCUGGCAUUGUUUGAGCAAAAGGAUAAUGUUUCUCAAGUGGACGUCAUCAGUAAGAGUUCACAAAGACUUCGACGAAGAAACCCCAGCAGGUUCCGGCCGCGGGGCCCAGCGCCCUGAGCAGUUGCGAGGCAAUGCGCCCUGCUGCAACGGACGCCGAGGAAUUUGUUCUCGACGACCGAGACCUUCUUCGCCUGCACGAGCUACCGUAUAGACGGAAAGCACCACAGAGGUGCCUGCACCCAGCGGCUCACCUGCGGACAGUUUCUAUCAUCGACACCUUGAGUGCUUUGGCUCAGGGUGCAGCUGAUCGUGAUUACCCCCUCCCCAAGGUGACAAGAGGUGCACCACCACGUUACCAGCGAAAAGCUGCGCCACAACUUUCCUAUGCACGCCGUCAUCGGAGUCGUGGGGAGUCUACGAGGCUGUGCAUGUCGGACAGUGAAGUGAAGGGUGGAGAUGCGGGCUCUGUGCUUUCUUUGCGCACACAGCCUCCUCCCAGGAAGGCACCGUCCCAUCAACAUGGGCCGGGUGCCACCAGCACACCUUUGCGAAAUAGGACUGAAAGAUCAGGGAAUCCAGUAACGACACGUGCCAGGGGAUGGACCAAAGUUCCAGAUUGGAUUCGGGCCAUCUUUCGUGUAGCCAGGAAGGGGGACCUUGACUCAUUAGUGGCAAGCUUGCGGGACAUGGAUACAACACUGAUCUGGAACUUAUCAGACAGUCGUGGCAACAACUUGUGGCAUGUAUGUGCGGCUUGCAACCACCUGCGCUGCUUCCAGUGGCUUUGUCAGAAGGAUGUCCAUCACGUGAUUACAGACGAGAAUCGUAGCAACUUGACACCUGUUGGUUGUGCAGUAAAGCAUGGCAACGUACAGAUUAUCCAGUGGUUGAUCAGCAAGAACAUUGCGCUAGAUCAACUGAACCCAUCAGAAGGCCAGAGGACGCUACUUCACCUGGCGGCAAAGUAUGGCCAGGAGAAAAUGGUGCACUGGCUUGCUGAAUAUAUGAAUAACAAUGACCUGAACAUCAACAGAAAAGACAGUGAGGGCAAUACAGCUGUUCAUCUAGCUGCAAAAUAUGGUCACGUGACUGCUCUCAAGGUCCUCAUCUUACACGGUGCCGAUAUCACAGCCAAAAACGAACAAGGAUUACGGCCGCAUGGGAUAGCAAAGCACAGUGGCAAAUUAGCGUGUGCUGAUUAUCUACUUACAAUAGAAGCUUGCCUGUCAUUGUCUUCAGAGCACAUCAUCACGGAAGGCAAUUUUCAGUGCCUUCAGCAGGAGAAUGCUGAAAUGAGAAACGGGUUUAAAGAGCUCCUUGUGUUCACCAAGAGACUGCUAAGGCGCCAGGAAGAAAUGCUGCACUACAUGCAAGCCAUCUGCAACAGCAAUGAAACAGUAGCUUCGGACGAGGCUGAAUCUGAUUUUAACUCCCUUCCCCGAAACUUCACACAAGAAAGCAAAGAAGGAAAUGACACAAAGCUGGCCAAGGUGCGCUACGUUUUAGAGAAAACACAAACAAAAGUGUUGCCCGAAGAAGAGACAAGACUUCUGCAGAUGGAAGAGAAAUGGCGUCGUCUGCGUACAAAUAAAUGUGUGCCAGAUACGCGUUCUCCUCUGGAUCUUGUUCGGUCUCACUUUGCACAAGCACUUGCGAAGUACAGUGAUUCGAGCAUCCCGACAGAGGUACAAUUGGUGUCUUCUUCAGGGAGUUCCCUUUCAAACUACAGCGAGGAAAGCGCAGCUGAAGAAGAUGAAAAGAGGACACCUGCUUGGCUCACGGCAUCUCAGCAGCCAUGGGAUCAAGCAUUACUUUCUCAUAACAAAGUUCAGGCAUUCCUUGACAGCUUGAUCUUGCCGCAGACUGCUGAUGUUAAGUCUAGCAAGGAAGUCAAGAGCACAGGAGUCAAAGUGAUAACUGGAAACGCCACUAGCUUCAAGUCGAGAAGUGACGAGCACAGGAAAGAAGGUGACCACAACCACGAAAAUGUCAGUCUCAAGGUUCUGUUUGAGAAAAAUCCAGAACUGCGACAGGAAGGACAGACAUGUUCAGUUCUUGAAGUUUUGGAACCCUCAAGCAGUGAAGGUGAGGAGGAAUUUGGUAGAAAGGGAAUCAAGAACUGUGGCAGUGGAGACAGCUCCACGAGUUCCUUCAGGUCGACAAAAGGAUACAAGAACUCGACAUAUCGAGUGACAGAAAACAAAGGAAAGAAAAGACCACCACCACUGAGGCCUGAUGUGCAGGUGGCAACGAUGAAAGAUAACAGCCAUUCCAUCUUAGUGACCAACUUAGCAGACUUGCCAGACAGCAGGUAUAGGUUCAGUCUCAAGAUUCAACAGUCUCAAGAUUGCGAGCACAGUAACUUGGAAGGCCAGCAGUCAUGUUCGGAGGACACUAUCGUUAUUGAGAAGGCACCCCAAACUACAGAAAAGAGGAAUAAGAAUGGUGAUCACCAGCUCAGUUAUCCAGAACCUGACUUGAUACGUGGUACAAAGCAAGCCACCCCUCCUUCUCCUCCCAGUGGGAGCAUUGUGGAUGUUAGUGUGUUAAAUAAUUCGGUCCAGGAGAGCAUCCCUUCUCGGGACACUGUGUCUCAAGAAGGUAUUAGAGAGGAGGAAGUAGAAGAAGUGCGAGACAAUGUUGUUGCACCAAUGCUUGAGAGGCAAGAGUCUAUGACAGAAGCUGCUCCUCUAGGAGGAACAAAAAAGAGAAGCGGCUUCCUGCUCAAGUUCUCACUGAAAGGCCGGUGGACAUCGAAGCAGAAGCAGCAGCAGCAGCAACAACAGAAGAAAUGUGAAGAGAUAAGCCCCGAAGAGUUCCGGGAGACUUACACAAGGAACGGUGCCACUGAAAUUCCCUCACCGUCCCCCUCUAGUCACGAAAACAGAGCAGACGACAGUUGCCUGCAGGAGCACGUCCCAUUCCUACCUCAGGAAAUCCUUCAUAAGGAACCCCCACCGCCAAUGCCUAUGAUACCAAUGAUCAGACGUGAACCACCCCCGGUACCUCUGCAUGCACCAUCCAUCUCAAACGAUGCCACUCCAUCGUAUAAAGAAGGAAACUCGUCGGAAAACGGCCUCAUUUACAGCUCUUCUAGCCUUGCACGGCCAGAGUCUAUUCUUUCUAAAAUUACGGGAGGCUCGCUAUCAAGACCAGCCUCAUCCGCUUCGCAGACAGAGGAUCAUCGGAGAAGUAGAAGUGCAGGGUUUAUGUUACAGAAAGCUCUCUCCUCUAAUGAACUACUGUUGCACACGCCAGACUCCUCAGUAGCAGGGAGGCAGUCUCCUGCACCAAGUGAGGUGUCAAAGACUGAGAGUGCCCUGUCACCACCAAGUGAUGUGUCUAAGACAGAAAGUGCCAGACAUCCACCCCAUUUGGGAAAGAUUGAGGAAAUUGUGGCAGGCCAGAGUGGAGAAGCAGCAUCGAUGAAGAAGGUCAUGUUAUCAACGGACGUGGGUAUGAAGAAAGAAGCAGAAGUAGCAGAAGCAGCUGUUACCUGUCUGCAAGAUGCUGACACGCAACAGGAAAAGACAAAGAAAGCAACACUGUCUGUCAAGAAGAUCAGGAAGAGUUCAAGACCAUGGUACGAAGUGUCUGAUGAAGAGGACAUAUUGAUACCAGACAAGUAUCAAACGGCAAGGGCACGAAGUAGCUCGGACGAUGAAGUAGAAGUUGCUGUUGUUGCAUGACGUCUUCCCGGUAUGCACAUGUGUGUAUCUAUGUGUUACUCCCAAGUGCAGUACCCUCUUGCUGCUGAUUCUCUGAGAAUUUUAGCAGAUUUAGAUGUAAUUGAAGUGCUAGAGUCAUAUUUAAAGAUGAUAACUUGAGUAUAGAAAUACUGAACCCAAUUUAAUUGAAAGCUCUACCUCAUUUCAAGGUUGUCAGUGUCAGUAUUUAAACAAGAGGGUACUGCAUCGUGAGGGCCCAAACUUUACCAAAACAAUACUUGUCCAUGUGUGCCUGUAAUGCCCAUUUGUUGCCCACUAUACAACGCUAUUACUUGUCUUGUACUGUGCUCAUCUGGAGCUUGAUUCAUACAUUCAAGCAUCACUUUACUACAUUUUGGUGUAGAAUGACUUAAUUUCUUCUGCACCCAUGAACACCAAUAUCACCAGACACCAUCAUUGUCAGAAAUUUUGUAAAACUAGUGGUAUCCUUUGGAAAGGGAAGACAGUAAUAUUUGUAAAGCAUUAUUCAAAUUUUGUGUGCACAUAUUUAUCCGGUUCAGACUUACCCCUCUAUUUUCUGUAGUGGGUUUUGAUUGCAAGGAGAAAUAAUAUGAGGGUCAUUGGUUGUAUUUGUUUGACAAUGAAAAUCAUAUUAAAAUGUAUCCUAGAGUUUCAUAAAACUUCAGUUAUAAGCAUAACAGCCUUUUUUUUAAAUAUAUAACUACCUCUUUUCAACUCAAUCAAAGUGUUUCAAAACUUCCUUGGAAGGCCAUGUGGCUACAUGACUGCUCGCAAUCAUAUCUAAGUGUCUUGCAUGCAACCACAAUCUGUUCCUAAGUUCCAAUUUAAGUUGCACAUGUAGAGCAGUGUUGUGUAGUUCUAUUGUCUACUUAGUAAUAUUUUCAGUUUUCAGAUACUUACUGCUGCCAGUGUGCAGUUGGUUAUUUUCCUGUUAUGUGUACCUGUUCUCUUACCACUGGGCAACAGUAUAUAAUGGAUCGUAACACAAUAUCCUGGGCCAUUGUCCAGGAGUGACCUAUGAAGAGAAGGAAAUUGUUCGCUUUUUGUGACGUCCUCGUUGUGUAUCAAGAAUAAAGUUUACUUGUGAGGAGAUGUUACAGCCACAGCAGUAUACUACCUAAUGUACUGCUAUGUGGGAAGUUGCCAGUGGAAACUUAAAUUGCUUUGAAAGAUAAGAAGCAUUCUAAAACUCAGGGCGUUUUUUUUAGAAAUCUACUUUGUUAUGUCGUUAUGUAUUUGUCAUAAUGUAGGGCUAUGUGUAAGAUAUGUAAGAGGCAUAUUAUUUAAGACACGAGGUAGCGUAUGUGUGCCUCGAAAUUUUCUCACAUUUUUCUCGUCCUAAAUAAUAUGUGUGAUUCCAGAAAAGUGCUUGGCCUUGUAUAUUUGUCCAUCUUUAUUACCAAGUAUGUUGUUGAGAUUUCAUAUUGGGAACAGUGCUAAGAGUGUUCAUGUUUUGAUAGGUUGGUUUUUUAAAGACGGGUAUUAUUGGAGGAGAAACACUCUUAUCCCAAUUGCACAUUCCGGUGCUUGCGUCCUGUGUCUUACACAAAGUAUUUGUGUGUGCCAAUCAUGUACAUAACAUUUUCUUGUGUAGCAUACAAUCCUGACUCAUGUAUAUUAGAACUCUGUUCCUCUUCACUGACACAAAUCAGCAUUGUUCUUGUAUACUAGUAGAGGACACACUCUAACAACUUCAUUGACAAAGGCCUCCAUAUUGGAGCUGGUGUCAUGUUCUAAUUUAUCACAUUGCUAAUACAGCCUUAUUUUGUACAAAUCUGUGUGCUUUGUAUCAAAGAGGAAUAACUGCUACUUACACUCUUUUAUUGAACAAAUAAAUAUAAGAUAACUCGUCA
Molecule: messenger RNA, 6233 nt
Organism: Ornithodoros turicata
Lineage: Eukaryota; Metazoa; Arthropoda; Arachnida; Ixodida; Argasidae
Exons: 12
Coding region: 823-4380 (1185 amino acids)
Molecular function (GO): ubiquitin protein ligase binding
Source: RefSeq, a predicted model, not a curated record